This is a messenger RNA of Galeopterus variegatus (Sunda flying lemur), 3338 nucleotides long. RefSeq names its product arachidonate lipoxygenase 3 (gene ALOXE3). Gene Ontology annotation, molecular function: oxidoreductase activity, acting on single donors with incorporation of molecular oxygen, incorporation of two atoms of oxygen; metal ion binding; protein binding. The record is from RefSeq and is a predicted model, not a curated record. Gene Ontology annotation, biological process: lipid oxidation; linoleic acid metabolic process. The transcript has 15 exons. The coding region runs from base 501 to 2636 and encodes 711 amino acids. NCBI's taxonomy places the organism in Eukaryota, Metazoa, Chordata, Mammalia, Dermoptera, Cynocephalidae.
GGUGUCGUGCCCAAUUCUGGCUGGAAGAGAGGAGGAAAGGGUCCUGGGGGAAGUUGGGAAGUGGGUGGACAAGGGGCCUAGAGUAUCAGUCGGGCCCCUGACCAGGAGCACGGCAGUGUCCCAGUCAUUCAGGCGCCACCUCCUCUCUGUCUCCAUCCCAGCAUCUGGUCCCUCCCUCCACAGUGGAACCCAGGCUGCUGAUAUCCAUCUUGGUGAGCCAGCCAGAGGAACCGGCUGUGCCAGCGACAGGCAAACAAGUAUUAGGGUGCAAGACUGUGGGCGGGGAGAGGGAGCCCGAGCCGCCAGCCUGGAGCUUCGUAAGGAGAGCGCCCAGGAGCAUCCCAGAGAGAGCUGGGCCCUUCCUCAGGCCUACCCUGUCCCCCAGCGCCCUAGCCCUCCGCCCAGCAGCCCAGCCCUGCCCGGCCUUCCGCUUCCCUCCUCCAGGCUCACAGCCGCUGCUGUGGCCCGCGUUGCCCGGGCGUCCCCCCUUCCCUCCCAUCAUGGCAGUGUAUCGCCUAUGUGUGACCACUGGUCCCUACCUGAUGGCUGGCACUCUGGACAACAUUUCUGCCACACUGGUGGGCACGUGUGGUGAGAGCCCCAAGCAGCGGCUGGAUCGAGUGGGCAGGGAUUUCGCGUCUGGAUCGGUACAGAAGUACAAGGUGCGCUGCUCAGCAGAGCUAGGCGAGAUCUUGCUGCUGCGUCUGCACAAGGAGCGCUAUGCUUUCUUCCGCAAGGACCCCUGGUACUGCAGCCGCAUCUGUGUCACUGCCCCUGAUGGUACCGUUUCCCACUUCCCCUGCUAUCAGUGGAUUGAGGGCUACUGCACCGUGGAGCUGCGGCCAGGAACAGCAAGAACUAUUUGUCAGGACUCCCUUCCCCUCCUUCUGGAUCACAGGAAGCGGGAGCUCCAGGCCCGACAAGAAUGCUACCGCUGGAAGAUCUAUGCCCCUGGCUUCCCCCGCAUGAUGGACGUCAACAGCUUUGAGGAGAUAGAAUCAGACAAGAAAUUUGCCUUGACCAAGAUGGCCCCUUGUGCAGCCCAGGGUGAAAGCAGUGGGAAUCGGUACCUACCCGGCUUCCCCAUGAAAAUUGACAUCCCGUCUCUGCUGCACAUGGAGCCCAAUAUUCGCUACUCAGUCACCAAGACGACCUCGCUGCUCUUCAAUGCCAUCCCUGCGUCCUUGGGCAUGAAGCUUCGAGGACUGCUGGACCGCAAGGGCACCUGGAAGAAGCUAGAUGACAUACGGAACAUCUUCUGGUGCCACAAGACCUUCACUUCAGAGUAUGUUACAGAGCACUGGUGUGAGGACCACUUCUUUGGGUACCAGUACCUGAAUGGCGUCAAUCCUGUCAUGCUCCAUUGCCUCUCCAGCUUGCCCAGCAAGCUGCCCGUCACCAAUGACAUGGUAGCUCCCUUGCUGGGACCGGACACUUGCCUGCAGACAGAGCUAGAGAGGGGGAACAUCUUCCUUGCGGACUAUUGGAUCCUGGCGGAGGCCCCGGUCCAUUGCCUAAACGGCCGCCAGCAGUACGUGGCCGCCCCGCUCUGCCUGUUGUGGCUCAACCCCCAGGGGGCGCUGGUGCCCGUGGCCAUCCAGCUCAGCCAGAUCCCUGGGCCCGAUAGCCCUAUCUUUCUGCCCACUGACUCCUAUUGGGACUGGCUGCUGGCCAAGACGUGGGUGCGCAACUCUGAGUUCUUGGUGCAUGAGAACAACACGCACUUUUUGUGCACGCAUUUGCUGUGCGAGGCCUUCGCCAUGGCCACGCUGCGUCAGCUGCCGCUCUGCCAUCCUAUCUACAAGCUCCUCCUUCCCCACACUCGCUACACGCUGCAGGUGAACACCAUCGCAAGGGCCACGCUGCUCAACCCUGAGGGCCUCGUGGACAAGGUCACGUCCAUCGGGAGGCAAGGCCUCCUCUACCUCAUGAGCACCGGUCUGGCCCACUUCACCUACACCAAUUUCUGCCUUCCGGACAGCCUGCGGGCCCGCGGCGUCCUGGCCAUCCCCAACUACCACUACCGAGACGACGGCCUGAAGAUCUGGGCGGCUAUUGAGAGCUUUGUCUCGGAGAUUGUGGGCUACUAUUAUCCCAGUGAUGCAUCUGUGCAGCAGGAUUCAGAGCUGCAGGCCUGGGUCGGCGAGAUUUUUGCUCAGGCGUUCCUGGGCAGGGAGAGCUCAGGCUUCCCAAGCCGGCUGUGCACCCCAGGAGAACUGGUGAAGUUCCUCACUGCAAUCAUCUUCAACUGCUCCGCCCAGCAUGCUGCCGUCAACAGUGGGCAGCAUGACUUCGGGGCCUGGAUGCCCAAUGCCCCAUCAUCCAUGAGGCAGCCCCCACCCCAGACCAAGGGGACAACCACCUUGAAGAGUUACCUAAACACCCUCCCAGAAGUGAACAUCACUUGUAACAACCUUCUCCUCUUCUGGUUGGUCAGCCAAGAGCCCAAGGACCAGAGGCCCCUGGGCACCUACCCGGACGAGCACUUCACCGACGAGGCCCCGCGGAGGAGCAUCGCCACCUUCCAGAGCCGCCUGGCGCAGAUCUCCAGGGACAUCCAGGAGCGAAACCAGGGCCUGGCACUGCCCUACACCUACCUAGACCCUCCCCUCAUUGAGAACAGCGUCUCCAUCUAGCCCCCUCCUCAAACCAUCACAAGAAAAAGAAAGAUCAAACCAUGAGCAGGGCCAGCUUCUCGGGGUCCUCCAGACCCUUCCAGCCUCCCUGUUCUCAGUCAGCCCCACCCUUCUCCUCUGCAGUGUGGACCUUCUCUAGCUAAGACGGUUUUAGCAUCUUAUGAACUGGUCUCUGGGCUGUGAGGGGCCUGUACCGACUGCAGCAUCCAGGGACAGAAGCCGCUGACCAAAGUCAAAUGCACAAUAGGCCCCUCUGAAAGGAAGGAGCCCCUUCCCCCUUGCCCUACUCUGGGCAGCCUCCAGUUCCAGCCUCUUGUGGGAAUCUACCUCCUCUCAUUGGGAUGCCCAGCUUGGGUUUCUGAGCUCUCCCUCCCAAACUUUUUCUCCUACCUGUGCCUUUUUGUUUCCCCUUCCCUAGUACCAACCAACCCAGUUGCCUUCUCUGGAAGAGUGUGGAAAGAAGGGAUGUGUGCCUGGAUCUGAUGUGUGGUCCCCUUUGCCCCUGGCAUCUGUAAGGGGAGCAGAAGAGUCAGAGCCGGUUCACCUAGACCUCUAGCUGCAGUUCUCAGGGGUAGGCUCCCUGGCCUGGACGUGUAUGUGGGGAUCUCUCUCCAGCUCUCAUCCUACCCACUUUCACCCCAUUUUUUUCUUUUUGUCCUGGAGCCCAGCGAGUUCAAUAAAAACCAACGUAUUUGGCUCCCA